This is a messenger RNA of Styela clava, 2800 nucleotides long. The record is from RefSeq and is a predicted model, not a curated record. NCBI's taxonomy places the organism in Eukaryota, Metazoa, Chordata, Ascidiacea, Stolidobranchia, Styelidae.
UAUAGAAAACAUGGGUACAGGAAAUGAAAAUCUUGACAAGGCAUGCUCUCAGUGGUUGGAAUGGGACAGGAACGAACUCACAAGAAAGAUUAUAUCAGAAUUAAUGCAAAAGAAUGAUGUUAAUGAAUUACAAAAAUGUUUGGGAAAAAGAAUGGAGUUUGGAACUGCAGGGUUGCGGGCUGCGAUGGGAGCUGGAUUCUCAAAAAUGAAUGAUCUCACAAUUAUACAAACAACUCAGGGAUUUGCCAAAUAUCUACAGCAAAAGUUUUCAUCCGACCUUAAUCAAAGAGGAGUAGUUAUUGGUUAUGAUGCAAGGCACAACAGUGAAAGGUUUGCAAGACUCGCUGCUGCAGUAUUUAUCCACAGUGGAAUCAAAUGCUAUCUUUAUCGUGGCAUCGUGCCUACACCAUUUGUGCCAUAUGGUGUUCGAAAAUACAAAACAUGUGCUGGCAUCAUGGUGACUGCUUCACAUAAUCCCAAACAAGAUAAUGGUUACAAAGUUUACUGGGAUAACGGUGCUCAAAUAAUAAGUCCACAUGAUUCAGGAAUCGCAGAGUCAAUUAUGGCUAAUCUUGUGCCUUGGUGUGAUGAUGUCUGGAAUGAUCAAUUAUAUAAAAACCAUCAACUACAUAUCGAUCCAUUGGAUGAAGUUAUGAAAUCCUAUUUCAAGGAUUUGAAAUCAUAUUCUAUCUACUCUGAAAUGAAUAAAACAUCAGCACUUCGAUUCACGUACACACCAGUACACGGCGUUGGCUUGAAAUUCGCUGAAGAAUCAUUCAAAACUUUCCAACAUAAACCAUUUUUUGCCGUGGAGAAACAAAAGGAUCCAGAUCCUGAAUUUCCAACUGUCAAAUACCCUAACCCAGAGGAAGGGAAAGGAGUUCUGACUCUGGCGAUGGAAACUGCUGACUCGAAUAAUUGUGAUGUUAUUCUUGCAAAUGAUCCUGAUGCAGAUAGACUUGCUAUUGCUGAAAAGCAAGAAGAUAAAUCAUGGAAAAUAUUUACGGGGAAUGAACUCGGUGCUUUGUUUGGGUGGUGGGCAUGGCAUCGCUAUCUUAUAAAGAAAAACAAUGAUCGUUCCGAUGUCAAAAAUGUUUAUAUGAUAAGCAGCACGGUGUCAUCAAAUAUAUUGAAGAGUAUGGCUAAAGUUGAAGGAUUUAAUUUCGAGGACACUUUGACUGGAUUCAAGUGGAUGGGUAACCGUACUGAUGAAUUAAUGAAACAAGGAAAAACUGUUCUAUUUGCAUUUGAAGAAGCAAUUGGUUAUAUGUUUGGAACAAAUGUUUUGGAUAAAGAUGGAAUAAGUGCAUUGUCAGUUAUCGCUGAAGCAGGUGUUUAUUUACGAUCAAAAAAUAUGACAUUUACCAAACAGUUGGAUGAGAUAUAUUCAAAGUAUGGUUUUCACACGAGCAACAACUCUUAUUAUAUCAGCUAUGAUCAGCAGAAGAUCGCUGGAAUGUUUCAUAGAUUAAGAAAUUAUACAGAUAGUGAUAAUGUAAUUAUUGAUGAAAAAAGAGGAGGGAGAUAUCCUAAAAUGUUGGAUAGGUUCGAAAUUACAGACAUCCGCGACUUAACUACUGGAUUCGAUAGUCGACAAGAGGAUAAAACAGCGACUCUUCCAACAAGCAAAUCAAGUGAAAUGUUGACGUUUUAUUUCCGAAAUGGUGUUGUACUCACUUUACGUACAAGUGGAACUGAACCCAAAAUUAAAUAUUAUUCUGAAAUUGCUGCUGCCAUUGGAGAGCACAUCAGCAACAGAGAGGCGAAUGUUAAAGAACUUGGUGACCUGAUAACAGCAAUGUGUAAAGAAUUUUAUCAACCAGAGAAAAAUAAUUUUCAGUCAAAAAGUUCAUGAAUAAUCGUGCAUAAUAUUAUUUAUUAUACCUAACAUACACAUUUAUUAUUAUACAAUUGCCACACAACAUUUUACUCUCUCUAUUUGAUUAUAAAAUUGAUUGUAUUUACGGUAAUUCUAAUUACACGGAACUGCAAAAUAUAUGGUAGCUUACAUUCUUGGAUAUUAAAUGAGGUGAUUGUUUUGUUCAUAUGUGCCAUUCCCCCUUUCUAAGGGAACCUUAUGUGUUUAUUUAAUCAAUUUUAUAUGUCAUGGACAUAGAUUAUUUUCCUUUACAAUAUUAAUGUUGAUAUUCUUGGUGUUUAAGCCACAAUUACUAGUUGGAAUGUUAUAAUUCCAAACGGACCUCUUGAAGUAUGCGCACCAAGAUGGCGCACAACCUGAAGUCAGGUUGUGUACCAGGUUAGGGUUCAGGUUGUGCGACAUCUUGGUGCGCAUAAUUCAGGAGUACCUUCCAAACUGUAUGUUUCUUUUUUCUUGUGCCCAAGUUUCUAAUAAAGUUCCAUGACACCGUUCAAUUUUUGUGGUAGUGUUUCUUUUUACGCGUAACUGCGUUAUUGUCGUAGAGCAGCUCUUAAACUGCUGCUUUGGAAAGCCCUUGACAAGAACCCUUGGUUCCCCAUGUGAUAUGGCCCUUCUCUUCUGGGUUGGUGUAGAAAUCUAGCCAUAACGAAUUGCCUGUCACCCAUAAAGUACAUCUUGAAGAAUUGCUAACUGUUUCAUACCGUACUAGGUGAAGAGUAAUAAUUUAUCAUCUAUUCUUUGCAUAGUUUGUUUCAAAGGUACUGUUUCUACAGAUUUCAGCUUCACAAUCUUGUGGUAUUUUCAGAAAAAAACUUCGAUUACUUCAGCUAAACCGUUUCUUUGAUAGUUUCGAUUUGUUUCUGAUUGAGUAAAAUUAUUGAUGUGUUUCUCAAUAAUAUUAAAUACGGCACUGGUAUCCGG